AACUCAGUAACAUCAGUAAAAUGAAUCCUGUCUAAUGUAUUCCAGUGUAUUGCUCUCUUUGCUGCUCGUUUGAGAUGCGAGAGGCGGCGAGUCACGUGAUCACGCCGGGUCUCGCCAAGAGCGCUGGUCGCUACGUUUUUAGGUGAAGAUCGGAAGUUUCCAGCAGUUAAACCGCUGGAUUGGGAGCUCGGCUGGCGGACUGAGCGGCGGCUCGGACUAUUACGGCGGGGAGUCGCCUGGGUAUGACGUAAACGCGUAACUGGCUCGCUACACAGUGACAGCGGAGAGACGGCUGAUCAUCGGAAAAAUGGGGGCAAAUUCGUUUUAACGCGGAUUUUAAGGGGCUUUGAAGGCUCGGACCCGCAUCUGUCAGCAGCUUAGAGUUUAGUACAGAGGCUGAGCCCAGCAUCUGGACACAGACAUCCCGCGUUUUGAGGCGAGAGGAGGUAAAAACGCCGCCCCCCUCCCUCCUUUCCUCUCUUCCUAGCUAGCUAACAACCUCCGCCGCCUCCUUCUUCUCCUCGGUUAGCCAGUCAGCUAUGUUAAGCUAGCUGACUAGCUAAAUAGCAGCCUCCUGCCCCACAUUUAAAGCUCUUACUUCGUUAAAAACACCAACACACAGGUGGCCAUCCGACCUGUAGCCCAGCCAACGUGCUCAGUAAGCCCUAAGGGCGGCUAGCGCUCGCUCUGGAGGCUCUCUCCGGCUCCACAGCUGCUGCUGGCCCCGUCUAGCAUGUGAAUGUCUGAAGUGGCCUAAGUGCCAAGAAACUACAGUCUUCAACACCUCUCAAAGCCUCUCUGGUGCCACCAACAAUGUCAAGCAGAAGGAAGUCCACCACCCCCUGCAUGGUGCUACCCUCAGAUGUGGUGGAGCAGGAUCCAGACAUUGAAACUCUGGCAGGGGAGGAAGGAGCCGAGACUGCUGCAGAAAGCCCUGCAGAAGGAGCGGCAGUUCCUAUGGAAACUGAGGGAGGUGAGGAUCAUGAGGACAGUGUAAGCCAUUCUGCAGGGAAACGCCCCAGUCAAACCACUGUGGAACAGUCAGCCACCGAUCUAACCACUGAUGCAAGUUUUGCACAGCCUGAGACCGAGGAGAGUGAAGACCCUUCAGUUACUGCGAUCUCCUUGAGCAAGACGCCUAUCAUGAAAAAGAAAAGCAAGCCUGAAUCCAAGAGAAUAGCCGUGUCUCUCAAAGGCACUGAUGAAAGCGAUGCGUUGGUUGAAAGUGAGGGGGAUCCAGAACCAAUGGAGGCAUCUGUUUUGGGUGCCUCCAUCACAGCCGACAUGAUGAAUCCAGUAUCUUCUGAGUCAGCAAAGCCUGGUUUGCUUGUAAGCAUUCCUAAUCCAGUGUCCAGUGAGCAAAAGAAGCCAGUUUUGAACCCUGCUGCGGUGCUCCCUGCUGGUCUGGCUCAAGUCCUGUCAGCCCUACAGGCACAGCAGAGUGCGCAAGCUCAGCUCCUGAUUCCACUGAGCAGCAUUCCCACCUACAACGCAGCCAUGGACUCCAAUGCCCUGCUGGUGAACACUUACAAGAAGUUUCCUUACCCUUCAGCAUCUGAAAUCAUGGGUCUGGCAGCACAGACCAAGUUCAGCGAGGAACAGAUAAAGAUCUGGUUCUCAGCUCAGCGUUUGAAGCAUGGUGUAAGCUGGACACCAGAGGAAGUUGAGGAAGCAAGAAGGAAGCAAUUCAAUGGCACGGUCCACACAGUGCCUCAGACCAUAACAGUCAUUCCAGCCCACCAUCUUUCUGCUACCAAUGGUCUACAGUCUAUCCUUCAGACUUGCCAAAUUGUCGGCCAGCCAGGCCUGGUCCUAACGCAGGUCGGCACUGCGAACAGCCUUCCGGUCACCACCCCUAUCACACUGACAGUUGCAGGAAUGCCCCAUCAAAGUCAGGCACCCAAGAUCGCCAGCAAUCAGACCAGCCCUGCCAUUAGUGAAACAAAGAGAGCCACCACAGUCCAGCCACCAUCACUGACGCCACAGGAGAACUCUGCCCUCAUCUCCGACCACUUCGGCUUACGGCCCAAGAAGUCAAAGGAGCAGCUGGCUGAGCUGAAAGCCAGCUACUUGAAGAACCACUUUGCCAGCGAUGCAGAGAUAGCCAGGCUAAUGAAGCUGACCAACCUCACCAAAGGCGAGAUCAAGAAGUGGUUCAGCGAUACACGUUACAACCAGCGCAAUUCCAAAAACAACCACUACACCAUCCCCCAUGACGGCAGUCGGGCAGCCAACAGCAGCAGUAGCAGUGCAACCAUCAUCAUCGACUCCAGCGAUGAGACUCCGCAGUCCCCAACCACGUCACCCAUCAAAGAGAAGGAAACUCGUAGCAAAACCUGGAACCCCUUUCCAGACUUUACCUUGCAGAAGUUUAAGGAGAAGACCCCUGAGCAACUGGUUAUUUUAGAAGAGAGUUACCAGAAAUGCGACACUCCUUCAGAUGAAGAGCUGAGCCGUCUGAGGGCUGAAACCAAGCUCACCAGACGGGAGAUUGAUGCCUGGUUUACGGAGAAAAGGAAAACCCCUGUGCCCGAAUCAGCUGAAAAGAAUGAUGGAGCAGAAGGCGAAUCCUCCCAGGGUAAACACAGCCAGACUCCACCUGGAGCAAAAAAGAUGGUCAAAGAGAAGCUAAAGAAAACUCCAGAGCAGCUUCAUGUCCUCAAGAGUGCCUUUGUGCGUAGUCAGUGGCCCUCCACUGAAGAAUACGACCAGCUAUCUGAGGAGAGCGGGCUGCCCCGCCCUUACAUCGUCAACUGGUUCGGAGACACACGCUACGCCUGGAAGAAUGGGAACCUUAAAUGGUACUUCUAUUAUCAGAGUGGAAAUGUGGAAGGCAUGAACGGAAACAAAGGCAGAAAACGGAGGAUCCGGAACCGUGGUUGGGGACGGUCUCGCAGCAGAAAAGCCAAGAAGUCCACAAACUUGGAGAAGCCCCCGCCAAUAAAGUUCAAGACAGGAAAAGAUAUUUUAAAGGAAUAUUACUUGAAGCACAAAUUCUUGAAUGAGCAGGAUCUGGAUGAGCUGGUAGCCAAGUCUAACAUGAGCUACGAGCAGGUCCGGGAGUGGUUUGCAGAGGUUUGCCGGAAGGUGGACAUGGGCGCUGACCCGUUUGAUGACAACGUAAACAACGAGCAGGAAGAGGAGGAGUCGCAGGGGGAGAAUGAAAUAGUGGGUGAGGAGCAAGGACCUUCAGCUCCAGGUGAGGAAGAGGGUGAGGAAGAUGAGGAGGAGGAGGAUGAUGAGACCGAUGACAGUGAAUCUUGGGAGCCCCCCCAAAGUGUUAGAAAGACUUUGUCUGGGUCUGAGGAUCAGUAAUUUUUUUCUUUCUUUUUUUUCUUUCUUUAGUCGACAGCUAAUUUUUGUGUGUGAAAACGGCACUUAGAAAGGUUAGUAAAGAAGAAGGAGAACAUUGACUAUGAAGAUCCAUGUACAAUUUGCUGAUUAAUCCUGCUUGCAUCACUUUUGCAUUUUCCCCUCAUCUUCUCAUUCAACUUUCCUGAGCUUAGUCUAUGUUUUCUGAGCUUAAACGGAGCUUUGAGGUUUCAUCACAAACUUUCACAGACAAAAAAAAUCUGUGUGCUCUGUUCAAAUGUGAACAGAGUUACACCCAACAUGAAGAAUCCUGGAUCAGAAACAGUGGCCUGGAUUGUUUUUUAUCUUUGAGUGCAAUUUGAAUUAAAUUUUGUGGUGGAAGAAGAGAUUGUAAUCAUGCCAAGUGGUUUUAGAGGAGGCGGGCUGAGUUGAUUUUGGUUUUGUAUUUCCCAGCUCCUCCCACUGCCCCAAGGAGGAAUCAUGGUGCCAAAGUUGUACUGUUCCUGAAUGUUAACAGUUCCCUGCUUAUGAAAGGAGUAAGCAAAUACAUAGUGUAUGUAUUCUCACCAAAAGAGACAUAUAUAUACACACAUACGAUUGGGCACUUUGUAUUGAAUAGACUUUUGUAGAAGAACAAAUUGCCUUUUGAGCCAUUUAAUGGCAUCUAGUGAUAAAAAUGAUGAACAUCAAAAGUUCACUGUCUUUUAUUCUUGAUAGACAACGAUAUCCACCACCAUCAACUGUUGACUGACAUACCCGUCUAUUAAAUCAGCACAAUUAAUAAGGAGCUGUGACUUGAAGCACCAGCUGCUGCUCUGGCAUUAUGACUGGCACAGCAUGGGUCAAAUUUGCCAGGAAUUUUUUUUUUGGUCGUACGAGAUGACUGCAUAUGACAGCACAAGACUGUUACCAGUUAGCACACUGUUACCAGAGCCUGGACAAAAAGAGAGGGAUGGACUGUGUGUUUCAGCUCUCACUGUUUCAGCUGGACUGUUUUAAAAACCUGUUUUUCUUCAAUUUGUGAAAAGGCAUUGGUUGGGUUUUUCCCUGUUUGCCGAUUUUUACAAAACGGUAAUGUGUUUGUAAUUCAUGUUGAUCAAAUGUCCCAGAGGCUUAACCCACAUUUUCAUCAGCUUAGCAGUGCUUCACACCAUAAAUAAUCAUUCUAACCUAUUUUUUAGGCUACCCAAAAAGACCAACUUCUCAAAUUAUUUAUCAGUUUAUUAAAAUUGGGGUUUUCUUAUUACUAACACACACAAGUUUCAGUUUUUUUUUAAAUACGGUAGCUAAAAAUUGUGCGAAUUUGCUUUUCUGUGAGAAGAGAUUGACAUUGGUGGAUAAUUUAUUUACCAUGUAGCAUGGUAUAUAUGGUAUUUGAUUGUGUUUUUUAUUGAAAUUUUAACUAUUAUAAUUAUUUCCCUCCCCCACAAACACGCAGCACUAUUCCUUAAUAUUUUUUAAACCGCCCCCUUUGGGUCACAAAGUCGUAGUGCAUGUUUGAGCUGUUGAGACGAUGGCAAAAAGAGCGCUCAUUUUGUACAUACAUUUUGCUGUUGUAUUUUAUAAGUAGUUUUAUGCGUUUUUAUAAGUUUGUAUUUAUGAUGACAAAUCUCACCUUGACCCAAGUGGAUUGCUCAUACAGUGACUAUUUUUUUGUGUGAUCUGAGCUGAUUAUACUAGUCAGAUUUUAAAGAAGUUUUGUUCUAAACUCUUGUUGAGCAUUUUUUGCUUAGCUUGCGAUCCUCUGGAGUUGUCCCUGUGAUUCUUCACCUUUUAUUGUGACUGUAAACAACAGAUAAAAAGUACAUGAUCAUAAGUAUUGUCUUAAAAUAACACAUCCGAAUCAUCUGUCCUUUCAGUAGCUAACCUACCAUAGCAAAAAAUCAGUUUAGGCAAAGUUGAAGAUCAAGAUUUCUUCUGGGUUUGAAAGUGAUUCAUAUGCUAAGUUUGCUUUUUCCUAUGAAUGUGUUUUACCAAGUGCAACUGUAUGUCUCCUGUUUCUUCCACCUUUCACUAGUAUUGUUAACUGCAGUGCACUUAUUAAAUCUUGCGUAGAAUCACUGUAAGGCUCAGUAACACUCUUUUUCAGAUAAUGGGAAUACGACCAGGGGACCAUCAUGGAGGUGACUUUGCGAAUCCUACUGAGCCUUAAAUUUGAAUUUGUUCACACCGCUGUGGUGGCUAAAGCUUUACUCCCCAGAGCCAUAGGCCUUGUGCAAUGCUUUUUAAUUUAAAAAAAGGAGAAAAAAACUGUUUUAAUAGGCUGUGGCUUGAUUGAUUUAGACAGAAAUUAUAUUUUGUACUUGUUUGAAGACAACAAUAAAUUUAGAUGAAAACUA
This is a messenger RNA of Astyanax mexicanus (Mexican tetra), 5651 nucleotides long. RefSeq names its product zinc fingers and homeoboxes protein 1. Gene Ontology annotation, cellular component: nucleus. Bases 814 to 3315 code for a protein of 833 amino acids. The transcript is spliced from 4 exons. Gene Ontology annotation, molecular function: DNA binding; DNA-binding transcription factor activity, RNA polymerase II-specific. The record is from RefSeq and is a predicted model, not a curated record. Gene Ontology annotation, biological process: regulation of transcription by RNA polymerase II. NCBI's taxonomy places the organism in Eukaryota, Metazoa, Chordata, Actinopteri, Characiformes, Acestrorhamphidae.